UAGCGGUCCGUUUCCGGCUGAGCCAGCCGCCACCGCCGCCGCCGGGUGUUUCGUUCGGAGAGCGUCCCGCAGGCUCGUCCCGGCUCGCGGCCACGUGGCACGGCCCCGCCGGCUCGGCGCCCCUGCAGUGUAGCGCUCCCCUUCCCCCCCACCGUCGCCGCCAGACCUGGGGUCCCCCCGUCUUCCCUCCGAGCGCGGCCUCAUGGCCGUGGCUCAACGCUUUCGGUUCCGGGAGAAGCCAGGCCCUGGAACGGACGGGGCGGUGCUGGAGGUCCGCGUCCCGCAGGUCCUGCAUGUCCAAUAUGGGAUGUAUGUUUGGCCCUGUGCUGUUGUUCUGGCCCAAUACCUGUGGUUUCACAGAAGAUCUCUACCAGGCAAAGCUGUCUUAGAGAUUGGAGCUGGAGUGAGCCUUCCGGGGAUCUUAGCUGCCAAAUGUGGUGCUGAAGUAAUACUUUCUGACAGCUCAGAGCUGCCCCACUGUCUGGAUGUCUGCAGGCAAAGCUGCAGACUGAACGGCCUGUCACAGGUACAGGUUGUAGGGCUGACGUGGGGCCACAUAACAAAGGACCUACUGUCUUUGCCACCACAAGACAUCAUUCUUGCAUCUGAUGUGUUCUUCGAACCAGAAGACUUUGAAAGUAUUUUAGCCACAGUGUACUUCCUGAUGCAGAGGAACCCCAAAGUUCAAUUCUGGUCCACCUACCAGGUCAGAAGCGCUGACUGGUCACUUGAAGGCUUGCUCCACAAGUGGGAUAUGAAGUGUGUCCAUAUUCCUCUGAGGUCUUUUGAAGCAAACAAGCAACAUAUAGCAGAGUCUACCCUCCCAGGAAGACAUACCGUUGAAAUGCUGGUGGUCUCCUUUGCAAAGAGCAGUUUCUGAAUUGUACCUCAAGCUUUUGGGGGACUGUGCCAAGACUGAAUAGCCAUCCUGAGGUUAAGAUCAUAAGCAGAUGUAUGCAAUGGGGCCUGAAGCCAAGACUGUGAUAUCAUGCUCAUGGGCAAUGUUAAUUUUUAAGAUUAAAACACUUGAAAGGA
Molecule: messenger RNA, 1035 nt
Organism: Mesocricetus auratus (golden hamster)
Lineage: Eukaryota; Metazoa; Chordata; Mammalia; Rodentia; Cricetidae
Gene: Mettl23
Product: methyltransferase like 23
Exons: 5
Coding region: 203-880 (225 amino acids)
Cellular component (GO): cytoplasm; nucleus
Source: RefSeq, a predicted model, not a curated record